AUGUCGAUACGGCCCCUCCCUGCCCAUGUCGCCGAAAAGAUCAGGUUCUCCGUCCUCAUCACCUCCCUAAACGAUGUGGUUUCUGGUCUCGUGAAGAACUCACUCGACGCGGACGCCACCUCCAUCAACGUCUCCGUCGACUACGCCAGAGCCACCUGUCUGGUCGAGGAUAAUGGGGUUGGCAUUCCACCCCAGGAGUUUCGUCUAGACGGUGGUUUGGGGAAACCCCACCAGCAGAGGCUCCUAACCUUCCGCCAUGGUACUCGGGUCUCCGUACGCGACUUAUUUGGGUCUAUGCCUGUGCGUGUCAAGCAGCGACCCGCUCUAGGAGACCGCACGGCUAUCGAGAAGGAGUGGCGUCGGUUGCUGAGGGACGUUGUUGGGUUACUUCUCGCAUGGCACAGCCCCGUCUCAGUAUAUAUCAAGGAGCUCGGUUCCGGCCUCGAAGUGCGCUUUCGUCCUCCACAGGUACCUAGCACGAGGGCUCCUCCGGGAUCCAGCGGUACCGACAUGGAUAUGGUCUCUAGGGUUUCGCGCUGCCUAACCCAAGCUGGCCUAGCCGACGUUACCGACUCCGGUUCCUGGGACCAAGUGAGCGCGUCGUGGGGAGGCUUGUCCGUCCGGGGAUGGAUCUCCCUGAAUCCCGUCGCCUCUCGACAGGCGCAGUUCAUCUCCCUCGGCGUCUUGCCCAUCCCCAGCGAACUUGUGACCAGCGUUCUCUACGAAGUGAACCGAGUCUUUGCGGAUUCAUCCUUUGCACUAUUAGCCGAUGAACCGGACGAAAACGAUACUUUGAAACGGCCAGAGUCAAAGAGCAGCGUCGCUGCGAGCCAGAAGCCGAAGCGGAGCGUCGACCGGUUCCCCAUGUUCUUCUUCCAGACGUACUUCGACACCGUAUCCAGCAUAGCGCGUUCCACUAUUGAUAAUUUCAUUAAUCAUAGUGUCGGCAUCGAGUCGGUUAUUCAUGUGCUCAAACUUGCCUCCUACGAGUUCCUCAAGAAACAUCAUUUCAACCCUCGUCAAGGCCACCCCGUCUCCUUUGACGGUCCGGGGUCUCGUCAGGAUCGUGAAGACACCCCCCUCCCAUCUGCUAGCCGCUCACACCUGAGCGCGGCGCCAACAAGGAACUCGAGAAAAAGGCCGGCGCCUACAAAUCGCAUUGCGUCGCCUUCCCCGUUUGACGGCUGGAGCCGAGUUAAGUCAGGAAAGCCGCUAGGUAAGCCGACCGCUCCCCGGGUCCAUGCGACCAAAAAACGUGAGGAGAACGGUGCUCCCUUUUCGAGUGCUCCGCUCUUGGCCAAAUCCGGACACUUUCUUCGGGCCCCAUUUCCCGAUGCCGCGACUGCGGAACGAUUAUCCGACAAUAUCGCUGGUUCAAGGACGAAUAGGGAGAAUAUCCAGGAUCAGGAUAGUGAGUCCAGUGACUGGAUGGACAAAAUCCUCAAAAACUGGAAAAACCCCGUCUUCGGACCCACCGAACCACCCAUUCCCCGGUCCUACAACGAAGACGAUCCCACCGGAACCAAACCAAGCCAAGCUACCUGCGGCCCCGGGCUCCCAUCCCUCCCCGUCCAAAGCCACGUUUCCAGGGAUAGCCUAAAGAAGGCCCAGGUCAUAUCCCAGGUCGACAAAAAGUUCAUCCUCGCCCGAAUACCCUCCUCCUCCUCACCCUCUUCCUCCUCGAUUCUCCUGCUUAUAGACCAACACGCCGCCGACGAACGCAUCCGUCUCGAAGCCCUCACAAGCACCUACUUCUCCUCCCCGCCCUCGCAGCGCACCACCGCGAACACAGACCCCCUCCCCUCCCCGAUCCAAUUCGAGGUCCCCCGCCGCGAGGGCAAGCUCCUCCUGCGCUUCCAGAGGCACCUGUCCUACUGGGGGAUCCUCUACAACGUCGACCUGUCCGCCACCGCCGGGGCGGAUCCCCAAGCCAAGAUCACCGUCCUCAGUCUACCACCCGGCAUCAUCGAACGGUGCCGCCAGGAACCGCGCCUCCUCAUCGAUUUACUCCGCGCCGAAAUCUGGAAGCUGGACGAUCGCCCGCCUCCACCACCUCCGACGCAUCGGAGGGCCGGGGCCGAGGGUCAGAACGAAUGGGUUUCCAUGUUUGGGUCGUGUCCGCGCGGGAUCAUGGACUUGUUGAAUUCCAGAGCCUGUAGAAGUGCAAUAAUGUUCAACGACUCCCUCACAAACGAGCAGUGCGAGACUCUCAUCGCCAAGCUGGCGGACUGCGCUUUUCCUUUCCAGUGCGCUCACGGCCGGCCUUCCAUGGUUCCUAUCCUAGACCUCGGGGGCUUUCGGGGGUCAUCCACGGCUUUGGAUGGGCCCGAGGUGUCGUGGAAGGAAUGGUUGGCGAAGGGUUGA
Messenger RNA from Scedosporium apiospermum, 2364 nucleotides. RefSeq lists its product as uncharacterized. The transcript is spliced from 3 exons. Gene Ontology annotation, molecular function: ATP-dependent DNA damage sensor activity; ATP hydrolysis activity; ATP binding. NCBI's taxonomy places the organism in Eukaryota, Fungi, Ascomycota, Sordariomycetes, Microascales, Microascaceae. Bases 1 to 2364 code for a protein of 787 amino acids. Gene Ontology annotation, cellular component: mismatch repair complex. The record is from RefSeq and is a predicted model, not a curated record. Gene Ontology annotation, biological process: mismatch repair.